CUGACGCACCCUCCCCCCUGCGCGAGUUCACGACAGCGGAGCUGGUGGCGGCGACGAGCAACUUCGCGCGCGUGGUGGGGGAGGGCGGCUUCGGGCGCGUGUACCACGGGCGCCUCACGCACCCUGCGGGGCCGGGCGGGCGCGAGGUGGAGGUGGCGGUGAAGGUGAUGGCGGCGGAGCACAUCACCGGCGGCAUGUCCAGCUUUCAGGUGGAGGUGGCAGCGAUGACGGCCAUGCAGCACCCCAAGAUCCUGCAGCUGCUGGGCUACGUGGGGGACUCGCCCUCGCCCGUGCUCGUCUACGAGUUCAUCCCCCGCGGCGACUGCACCGACAUGCUCAAACAAUCGGCGAAGGGAGAGGUGCACUUCCCGUGGAGGGCGCGGCUGGUGGUGGCGCUGGGGUGUGCGGAGGCGCUGGCCACCAUCCAUGACGCCAACUUCGUGCACCGCGACUUCAAGGCCUCCAACGUGCUGCUCCGCGAGGACCUGACACCAGUGCUGGCAGAUUUCGGGUUGGCAAAGUCGGUGACGGACUGGGCAACGCACGUGAGCACACGGGUGAUGGGCAGCAUGGGGUACAUGGACCCCAUCUACUUCCAGACAGGUCAACUGAGCCGCAAGUCCGACACGUAUGCCUUCGGGGUCUUCCUCCUGGAGCUCGUAUCCGGCUGCCUCGCCCUCGACGAUCGCUUCCAGGAGCUGCGAAAGCUGGUGGUGGCGAAGACCUUUCCGGACCCGGAGCUGGUGGUGGACCCGCGGAUAAAGGGCGAGUGGACCAAGAAGCAAGUCUUCAUUGUCUUCACGCUCAUUCGCUUCGCCAUCUUCUUCGAUUGGGAUAACCGCCCGAGCAUGUCGGUGAUGCGGGAUAAGCUGAUGACCGUUGUUGAAUAG
Closterium sp. NIES-65 is the source of this 890-nucleotide messenger RNA. The record is from the annotation of a GenBank genome assembly. NCBI's taxonomy places the organism in Eukaryota, Viridiplantae, Streptophyta, Zygnematophyceae, Desmidiales, Closteriaceae.